CUCUCUCCCCUCUCCCUCUCUCCCCUCUCCCACUCUCUGUCUCACUCAGCUCGGUGCAGCAUGUAUGUUAGAGUGUCUGAGACACCGGAGCCUGUGUUUACAUGCCAGCCUAUCAGUGGAGGUGGAUUUAGAGCAUCUGGAGGACCCAGGCAUCUCCCAUGCUCCUCACCGGGGACUCACCUCCUUUUAUCUCCACUCGGGUAUCCCAUUUCUCGCUUUGAAUCCUCCUUUCAAUGGCCUCUUCAAUCUCUGCCCUGCUCUCUGAGGCAUUUUGGAUUUCCUUGGCAACGUGGAGCAGCUUAAAUUAGAAUUCUGUGCAUGACGGUCCUGGUAAGCAGUAGAAUGGUGUCCGGGGAGGCAGGUGGGCACAGCUACCUGGUGGCGUGCUGGCAGCCCAUCCUGGUCCUAAUGCUGGGCACUGUCCUCUCCGGCUCCACCACCGGCUGCCCGUCCCGCUGUGAGUGUAAUGCUCAGGAACGUUCCGUAGUGUGCCAUCGACGGAGGCUGGCCUCAUUUCCCGAGGGCAUCCCCAUCGAGACGAAACUACUGGACCUCAGCAAGAACCGUCUGAAAAGCCUGGGGCCUGAGGAGUUCAUCAACUACCCACAGCUGGAGGAGCUGCAGCUCAAUGAGAACAAUAUCUCUUCCAUGGAGCCCGGGGCUUUUAGCAACCUUGUCGGCUUGCGGACUCUGGGGCUGCGCAACAACCAGCUUAAGCUAAUCCAGUUGGGAGUGUUCACAGGCCUCAGCAACCUCACCCAGCUGGACAUUAGCGAGAACAGAAUUGUCAUCCUGCUGGACUACAUGUUCCAGGAGCUGUACAAUCUGAAGGCUCUGGAAGUCGGCGAUAACGACCUGGUGUUCAUCUCUCACCGAGCGUUCCACGGCCUCAGCAGCCUGGAACAGCUGACCAUGGAGCGCUGCAACCUGACCUCGGUGCCCACCGAGGCCCUGAGCCAUCUGCACAACCUGCUGUCGCUGCGACUACGCCACCUCACCGUCAAUGCUGUCAGGGAUUACUCCUUCAAGAGGCUUGACCGCCUGAAGGUGUUAGAGAUCUCCUACUGGCCCUACCUGGACACCAUGACCUCCAAAUGCCUGUACGGCCUCAACAUCACCUCCCUGACCAUCACAAACUGUAACCUCACCGCCAUCCCUUACCAGGCCAUUCGACACCUUGGGCACCUUCUCUUUCUCAACUUGUCUUUUAAUCCCAUUCACACGGUGGAGGGGAACAAGCUGCACAAUCUGCUGAGGCUUCAGGCCUUCCACUUGGUAGGAGGGAGAUUAGCCACAAUUGAGCCCUACUCCUUCCGGGGCUUGAACCACCUCCGAGUCCUCAACGUAUCCAGCAAUAGCCUGAACACCCUGGAGGAAUCCGUCUUUCACUCCGUGGGGAACCUGGAGACCCUGGCACUGUACGAUAACCCACUGGCCUGCGACUGCCGACUGCUCUGGGUCUUCCGCCGCCGCUGGAGGCUCAACUUCAACCGGCAGCAGCCUUCCUGCUCUUUGCCCGAGGCCGUGCAGGGCAAGGAGUUCAAAGACUUCCCAGACAUCCUCCCCUCCGAUUCCUUCACCUGCCAGAAGUCCAGGAUACAAGACCACAAGGCAUUGCAGAGGCACGUGGACGAAGGCACAACGGUCCAUUACACAUGCCAGGCGGACGGCGACCCAGCCCCCGUGAUCAUGUGGCUGUCCCCCAAGAAGCAGUUCAUCACCACCAAGUCCGUGGGGCGUCUCAGCGUGUCCCCCGAGGGCACGCUAGAGGUGCGCUACGCCCAGAUCCAGGACAACGGUACCUACCUGUGCAUCGCCAGCAAUGCAGCAGGGAAUGACACCAAGCCUGCCCACCUGCAUGUGCACAGCUACUCGCCCAACUGGCCGCACCAGCCCAACAAGACGUUUGCUUUCAUCUCCAACCAGCCCAGCGAGGACGGGGCCAACGGGACCCUGGCCCAGGUUCCCUUCCCGUUCGACGUGAAGACUCUGAUCAUCGCCACCACCAUGGGAUUUAUAUCGUUCCUCGGCGUCGUCCUCUUCUGUCUCGUCAUCCUCUUCCUCUGGAGCAGAGGAAAAGGCAACGUCAAGCCAAACAUAGAGAUUGAGUAUGUACCCCGUAAGGCGGAGGCAGGUGAGAGUAGUCCAACCGGCGAUGCGCCGCGUAAAUUCAACAUGAAAAUGAUGUGAGACUCAAGCUUACUGACUUCAAAAUGAGGUGUGGACACACUAUAUUCUCUUUAAAUAUAUGUGGAAUUUAUGACAGAUAGACAUCUUGAUACUAUACCCAAGACUGUUUUACCUUCAGGGACUGAAUCUUAAACAGCGAGUGUUGGAUUUAAAAGUAUUCAAAUCUCUGUGCAUUUUUAUGGGCAAUAGUCAUUGAGAAAAUAAGCCAGAAUAAGCCAGUCAUGUUUUAUGCUCCUUUCAACCUGAAAAUGGAGAUUGUCUUUAUCUAGUCUUUUGAUUGUUUUUUUCUCUCUGUAUCUUGUUCUUCUUACCAUGUACAACGAGCAAAGGAAUGGUCGCAAUACCACUUAAAGGGGUAGUUCACAGAAAUACUGAAAUUGACAGCAGCAACGGUAAGAGGAAUAUCAUGUCAAUUUGUUUGAACUACACCUUUAAUGGUUAUGGGUUUUGAGCAUAUUACUGUAUUACGAGCAGGCGCAAUUCAAGCAAUGUACGUACAGUGCAUUCGGAAAGUAUUCAGACCCCCUUGACUUUUUCCAAAUGUUGUUACGUUACAGCCUUAUUCUAAAAUUGAUUAAAGUUUGUAUUAACUCAUCAAUGUACACACAACACCCGAUAAUAACAAAACAAAAACAGGUUUUCAGACCCUUUACUCAGUAAACACCGGGAUUUGGGGAGUUUUCCCCAUUCUUCUCUGCAGAUCCUCUCAAGCUCUGUCAGGUUGGAAUGGGAGCGUCGCUGCACAGCUAUUUUCAGGUCUCUCCAGAGAUGUUCGAUCGGGUUCAAGUCCGGGCUUUGGCUGGGCCACUCAAGGACAUUCUGAGACUUGUCCUGAAACCACUCCUGCGUUGUCUUUGCUGUGUGCUUAGGGACAUUAUCCUGUUGGAAGGUGAACCUUCGCCCCAGUCUAGGUCCUGAAUGCUCUGGAGCAGGUUUUCAUCAAGGAUCUCUCUGUACUUUGCUCCGUUCAUCAAUGCCUCGAUCCUGAUUAGUCUCCCAGUCCCUGCUGCUGAAAGAAAUCCCAACAGCAUGAUGCUGCCACCACCAUGCUUCACCGUAGGGAUGGUGCCAGGUUUCCUCCACACCUGACGCUUGCCAUUCAGGCCAAAGAGAGUGUUUAGGUGCCUUUGGCAAACUCGAAGUCGGCUGUCAUGUGCCUUUUACUGAGAAGUGACUUCUGUCUGGCCACUCUACCAUAAAGGCCUGAUUGGUGGAGUGCUGCACAGAUGGUUGUCCUUCUGGAAGGUUCUCCCAUCUCCACAGAGGAACUCUGUCAGUGUCACGCCCUGACCAUAGAUUGCUUUGUAUGUUUCUAUUUUUUGUUUGGUCAGGGUGUGAUGUGGGUGGGCAUUCUAUGUUUGUAUGUCUAUGUUUUCUAUUUCUAUUGUGUUUGGCCUGGUAUGGUUCCCAAUCAGAGGCAGCUGUCAAUCGUUGUCUAUGAUUGAGAACCACACUUAGGUAGCCUGUUUUCCCACUUUGAGUUGUGGGUGGUUAUUUUCUGUUUAGUGUUUGUUAUACCUUUCAGAACUGUUUGUUGGUUGUUUUGUGGUUUUUGUUUGCGUGUUCAUUCUUUAUUAAAAGUAUUAUGGAUACGUACCAUGCUGCACUUUGGUCCUCCUCUCCUUCUCCCGACAACAAUCGUUACAGUCAGAGUGACCAUCGGGUUCUUGGUCACUUCCCUGACCAAGGCCCUUCUCCCGAUUGCUCAGUUUGGCCGUGCGGCCAGCUCUAGGAAGAGUCUUGGUGGUGCAAAACCUCUUCCAUUUACGAAUAAUGGAGGCCACUGUGUUCUUGCAAUGCUGCAGAAAUGUUUUGGUAUCCUUCCCCAGAUCUGUGCCUUGACACAAUCCUGUCUAUGAGCUCUACGGACAAUUCCUUCGACCUAAUGGCUUGGUAUUUUGCUCUGACAUACACUGUCAACCAUGGGACCUUAUAUAGACAGGGUGAUGUCUUUCCAAAUCAUGUCCAAUCAAUUGAAUUUACCACAGGUUGACGACAAUCAAGAAACAUCUCAAGGAUGAUAAAUGGAAACAGGACGCAAAUCAUUUUUGGAAAUUUAAUACAUUUUCUAAAAAUUCUAAAAACCUGUUUUCGCUUUGUCAUUAUGGGGUAUUGUGUGUAGAUUGAUGAAGAACAUUUUUUAUUUACUCCAUUUUAGAAUUAAGGCUGUAACGUAACAAAACGUGGAAAAAGUCAAGAGGUCUGAAUACUUUUCGAAUGCACUUAAGAGAUAAAAGUAAGCUAGAAAGGCAUAGAACGGCAUAUUCUAAUUUGUAAAAAAAAAUAUAUAUAUUAUGCUUGACAAUCAUCAAAAUCACAAAGGUCAUUGGUAUAAAAUCACAGAAUAACUACAAUGUAAAAUAUCAGCAAUGAAGUUAGGGUCCUCUGAUGCCAUUUUGUCUACUGAGUGUGCAGUGGCUCAAAUCCUUUCCUAGCAAACUAGGAACAUUCUCUGAACAUUAGCUAAGAUUCCCCUUAAGUUCUAGUUCGGGUUUUAGGAUGAUAACAUCCCAAAAACAUAAAAAUAAUGUUUUUGAUAACAACAUUAUUUUGUACAAUAUUUUUUAUUUUUUAAUGAAAUAUCCUUGGAAUGUUCUCCUAACAUUCCCUAAAAUGGUGUGCACAACAUCUGUAAGAAACACCACAGAACAUUCCCCAAACGUUCACAUUAGGUUACCAGGUAAUGUAAUAACACAAUGUAGCAGUAACGUUUUUUACAACAAAAUAUGAGAGCAACGUUCUUGGAAACUUCUUGCAAAGUGCAAAUGUUUUAUACGAACAUUGUAUAAUCAUCAGCACAAGUGGACAGUUUUUGUGUUAUGAGAACAUUUGCCGCAACCUAACAAACGUUCUGGGAACUUUCACAAAAUUAAUUUUGGUUUGCUGGGUUGUUUGUAUAAUCACAAACAUGCUUCAAAUGAUCAUUGUGAUAUUCAAUUUGAAUCCCUAUGUUGUUUUUGUUGUCAGUGUGUUCUCCUGUUAGCAGUGAUCAGGAACCAGUUGUUGUAAUACAGAUGAUGUGUUAACAGGGUUUUAUGUGGUGAAAUACAUUUUAUAGCCAUAGUCUGCUCUGAAAGUAAUGUGUUCAUAAACCCUUAAACCACUGGUUAUGAAAUAAUGGACGGAAUGAAAGCAUAUUAAAACAAUAAAGUUUUAUACAGUAA
Molecule: messenger RNA, 5354 nt
Organism: Salvelinus fontinalis (brook trout)
Lineage: Eukaryota; Metazoa; Chordata; Actinopteri; Salmoniformes; Salmonidae
Product: leucine-rich repeat and immunoglobulin-like domain-containing nogo receptor-interacting protein 1-B
Exons: 2
Coding region: 319-2190 (623 amino acids)
Molecular function (GO): protein binding
Source: RefSeq, a predicted model, not a curated record